AAAUAGAAAACAUUUGAAAUGAGCUUUUUCUUUUUCUUUUCACUUUCUCUUCUUCUUCGAUCCCAUCAGAGCCCUUAUUCUGAAUCAAAUUGAGGUUUUUUUUUUCUUCCCCAACAUUUUUAAAAUUCCAAAUUUUGGUCCCUCAAUUACUCGAAUUUUUAUCCAUUUACCCCGAAAUUGAGAAUUGAAUUUGUUAUUAUUACUCACAAUUAUUUCUUGUAUAUGAAAUGAAAUGUAGAUUUGAUUGACCUGUUUUGUUAUAAGAGAAUCUGGAGUUUAAUUUUUUUAAAUUAGGGUUUUGGGGCGAGGAUUUAAGAGGAAAGUUUUGAUUUUAUGCGAAUUUGAAUGGCGUCAGCUCAGGUGCUAAAAAAGCAAGAGCAUUUGCAAGCUGGGAAAAAGAAGCUAGAGGAGUUUCGCAAGAAGAGAGCAGUAGAGAAGGCUAAAAAGGCGACUCCAAAUAGUCAACAGCUUGCUUCUGAUGGAGGUGUAGAGAAUCAAUCUUCGGUAAAUGAGCACUCUAGAAUUAAGGACUCCAGUGGAGCUGGUACAUCUGAUGCUGUUGGCGGAUCUGUUCUAGAACCUUCUGAAGUACAUGCUAAGCAUGAUUUUGCGAAGCCUGAUAUUACCCAGAAGUCUGAUUCAAUUUUUUGCCAAGAUGCUAAUGCUGGUGCUACGGCUAGUUUGUACAAGUACAACGAUGAUGCUGUUCUAACUUCUGCUGUUCGUGCCAACAGUUAUGAUUUUGGUUCUUCCAAUUCAGCGUUAUCUCAUUUAGAAGAUAAAGGGUCUAAAAGUGAUGAGAAUCUUAAGGUAUCUGAAAGAGUUAGUGAUACUUAUGACUCCACUGAGAAGAGGGAGAAUGAUGGGGCCUUAGAAGGUCUUCCAUUCGGAUUUGCAACUAGUCACUCUACAGCCAUUUUUCCGUCAUUGCCCCCCAAUAAUGACAGAAUUUCAAGUCAGUUCACCUAUGAUGAUCUGGGUAAAAGCAUAUCGGAGGAGAAUCAUGCAAAGGAUCAUUCUGUAACUAAUGAUGGUACUUCUCAUGCUUUUCCUGCAAAUGUCUCACCUUCAAAUUCAUUUGGUUCACCUUCAAAUUCAUUUGGUUCUCACCAAGACAAGCCAAGUUAUACAGAUCGCUGGACUAGUGGCAUGAGUUCCUCUUCAUAUGGUGAUUACAUGCCUCGUGCUACCAGUGUCACAAAAUUUUAUCCUGAAGUUGGGCGAAAUGAUGUUGCUGUGGGAUCUAGUAAUUUUGUGCUGCCUGAUAAAGGAUACAGCCAGUUAAGUGGCUCCGGUAUUGACUCGACUAAAACUUCUCCUUGGGCGUCGGACUCCAAGUAUGAUGGUUUUAGUUUUGAUGCUAGAAGUUCUUCUAGUUACUCACAGAUGUCUCUGCUCACAACUGGGGCAACUGGGAGGAGAUCUCCAUCUUUCCUUGAUUCCAUCAACAUUUCAAAAGUUUCUGCUGCAUCCCCUCCCUCAAUAGGAUCAUUCACUACAGACACAUGUAACUCUGUUCACCCUAAGGACAGUCUGGGUUCAUCAAAUUCUGAGAACUUGACAAAUCCUUCAAAAAUUACUGGUAAUGGGGUGGAUCCAUACAAGCAUGCUGUUGAGAAAGAUGUGGGAAACAUGGACAAUAGACAUCCAUUUUACUCACAAAAGCAAAAUGAAGAUUUUGCUGCUUUAGAACAGCAUAUUGAAGAUUUAACACAAGAGAAGUUCUCCUUACAACGUGCUCUUGAGGCUUCACGAGCUCUAGCAGAGUCUCUAGCUGCUGAAAAUUCAACUCUGACAGAUAGUUAUAACCAACAGGGAAGUUUUGUUGCCCAACUAAAGGCUGAGAUGGAGAAGUUGCAGGAGGAGAUUAAAGUUCAUCUGGGUGAACUUGAAGCCGUGAAAAUGGAAUAUACAAAUGUACAAUUGGAAUGUAAUGCUGCUGAUGAACGCGCCAAGUUGUUGGCGUCCGAAGUGAUUGGCUUGGAAGAGAAGGCACUUCGUCUAAGAUCUAAUGAGCUUAAACUGGAGAAAGAGUUGGAGAAGUCACUAGCUGAAAUGUCUUCUUUCAAGAAGAAAAUUUCUAGCCUUGAAAAAGAUCGUCAAGAUCUGCAAUCAACAAUUGAUGCUUUAAAAGAAGGUAAGAUAUGGCUAUAUCUGCUUGUGCGUACAGAAAAAGCAGUUUGCUUUUUUUAUUGGAAUUCAGUGUGCAUCUGCAGGGACACAUAUGCUGUGUCAUUUUGACAAGUUUCACUGCCUUAAAUUUUCUUAAAUAUACAUCCCAGGAUCGAUAAAUACAUCCAACUAUCACAAAUAAAAUCAUUAAUCACACUCUGUUCAACACGAUUAAAAAAAGAUUACACUCAGUUCAAUAAGUACAUAAUAAGCC
This is a messenger RNA of Nicotiana tabacum (common tobacco), 2386 nucleotides long. The record is from RefSeq and is a predicted model, not a curated record. Lineage: Eukaryota; Viridiplantae; Streptophyta; Magnoliopsida; Solanales; Solanaceae.